CAAUUUAACGACUGUCGAAAUCCCGAGCUGGUCAGAAAUUCGCUAGCCACGGGAGGGAUCGAACCUGCGACCUCUCGCCAAGAUGCGCGACGUGGGCGAUCCGGCAGGGAAACGUUCUCAGCCCAACCACCACGGCUCUGGUUCGGGCCCAGAAAAGAGUGAAAGACAAGCACAAACGGACAGACAUCAUCAUCUUCAGCUGGUCCGACCGGUUGGACGUAAUGCUCAUCGUACCCACCGAACGUGUUCUACUCCUUCAUCGUCACGCUUGCUCGAACCAACUUAACUACCACUCCCUCCCUCGCUCGCGCUCUCUCACUAUGCUGUCAGAUCUCUCGCUAUAAUCGCCGUCGACCGCUCCCCCGGCUCGCGGAUCUCUCUCCGUCCACACGCUCGCAGACCCAUCUCCGCGGUCUCCGGGAAUCGCAUUCGCCUCGACGAGAUCGACGCGCGGCGACAUUGGAGGCAGCGUUUGAGCAUGCGUUGAAGCGGCAAUGGAGAGAGACUCGUCCGACGAAGACGACGACGGCCACCGCCACCUCGUCCACCAGAACGACACCAGGCCCGUCUCCUCCACCGGCCGGCAGCGAUCCGCGCUCGACAUCGAGGACUUGGACUCCCGCAUCGGCGCCGCUCGCCGCUUCAGCUUCAGGCUCAGCAGGAGCUACCUCCUCGCGAUUCUGAUCUCCGUUCUGUUCCUCGGCGCGUUCUUCUCCGCGGACGUCCGCGGCUUGUUCUCCGGCGAUGCCUCGGCGUUCGAGGUCGAUUCGACCGCGGAUCGCAUGAGGGAGUCCGAGUUACGAGCUCUGAGCUUGUUGAAGCAGCAAAGGUUGGGGCUUUUUGGUUUGUGGAAUCAUACGUUUCUGGAUUCUGCAAGUGCUCGCAAUGGGACUGCGAAUUUUACUUUCAGUAGCUUGAAUUCGAGUGUGUUGAAACAAGAUAAUGAUCAUCUGUUGGUGUCUUCCUCGUCUUUAUUCGAGGAUUUUAAGACCUCCGUACUUAGGCAGAUUGAGCUGAAUAAGGAUAUUGAAGAGGUAUUGCUGUUGCCACAUCAGUCAGGGAAUGUGUCCGUGGAGAAUGGUGAUGGUGAUAUGGUCGAUGUGAGUUUCGGUGAUUUUGGUGAUCGGUGUCGGACGGUGGAUCAAAGUUCCUUGGGGAGAAAAACCAUUGAGUGGAAGCCGAAACCGGAUAAGUUUUUGCUUGCCAUUUGCGUUUCUGGUCAAAUGUCGAACCAUUUGAUUUGUUUAGAGAAGCACAUGUUCUUUGCUGCUGUUCUUGGCAGGAUUUUGGUUGUUCCCAGCUCAGAAGUUGAUUAUGAAUACAAUAAGGUGUUGGAUGUCAACCGCAUUAAUGAUUGCUUGGGAAGGAAAGUUGUAAUGUCAUUUGAGGAGUUUUCCAAGGUCAAGAAAACGCACUUGCAUAUUGAUAGAUUCAUAUGUUAUUUCUCCUCACCGCAGCAUUGUUAUGUUGAUGAUGAACAUGUCAAGAAGUUGAAGGGCUUGGGGAUUUCAAUGGGUAAGCUUGAGUCUCCCUGGGUUGAGGAUACUCAGAAGCCGAAUAAGAGGACUAUUCAGGAUGUUGAAGCCAAGUUCACAGUAGAUGAUGAUGUUAUUGCAAUUGGAGAUGUUUUCUCUGCCAAUUUGGAGCAAGAGUGGUUGGCGCAGCCUGGCGGUCCGCUUGCUCACAAAUGCAAAACUUUGAUUGAACCUAGUCGUCUUAUAGUGCGCACUGCACAGAGAUUUAUUCAGACAUUCCUGGGGAAGAACUACAUUGCUCUUCAUUUCCGGCGGCAUGGCUUUUUGAAAUUCUGCAAUGCCAAGAAACCCAGUUGCUUUUACCCUGUCCCUCAAGCUGCCGAAUGCAUCAAGCGGGUGGUGGAAAGAGCUGAUGCACCUGUAAUUUAUCUAUCGACAGAUGCAGCAGAGAGUGAAACAGGCCUCCUGCAGACUCUUAUUUUUUCAAACGGGAAGCCUGUACCUCUAGUGAAGAGGCCUGAUCGCAAUCCAGCUGAGAAAUGGGAUGCUUUGCUGUAUAGACACGGCUUGCAGGACGAUUCCCAGGUGGAAGCUAUGCUGGACAAGACGAUAUGCGCAAUGUCUAGGGUAUUCAUUGGAGCCUCGGGAUCUACUUUCACGGAGGACAUACUGCGUCUGAGGAAGGACUGGGGGUUGGUGUCUCGUUGUGACGAGUACCUGUGCCAAGGCGAAGAGCCGAAUUUCAUAGCAGAUGAUGAGUGAAAAAAGAGCUAAGGAUGCAAUUCACGUGACUAACUGCUCGACCAGCCUCCCUUGGCGGCAUGAGUGUCGGUCGAGACCGUCACCUCGGUCAGUCGUAUCGACCGAGAUUUGAUAUCCAUCUAAUGUUUUGUCACAAGCUUCUUACAUUUUUGUUAGCAAGUUUCCUAUUCUUUAUUUUUUAACCUUCUUGAGGCUUAGGGGAAUGAAUGAUCUGUAGCAUGCCCGACAUUAGUUAUUCUGGCAGUGGCUGAUAAGCCUGAUAUUGUGUACCUUAGCAUGGUUACGCGGUUCAGAACUGUUGGAAGCUUAUGCACUAGAUAAUAGCAAAAAUAUGAUUCCUAAACUUU
Molecule: messenger RNA, 2584 nt
Organism: Syzygium oleosum
Lineage: Eukaryota; Viridiplantae; Streptophyta; Magnoliopsida; Myrtales; Myrtaceae
Product: O-fucosyltransferase 36
Exons: 3
Coding region: 495-2237 (580 amino acids)
Biological process (GO): protein O-linked glycosylation via fucose
Molecular function (GO): peptide-O-fucosyltransferase activity
Source: RefSeq, a predicted model, not a curated record